Rhipicephalus sanguineus (brown dog tick) is the source of this 1795-nucleotide messenger RNA. Its product is annotated as gastrula zinc finger protein XlCGF52.1. NCBI's taxonomy places the organism in Eukaryota, Metazoa, Arthropoda, Arachnida, Ixodida, Ixodidae. The record is from RefSeq and is a predicted model, not a curated record. Bases 218 to 1534 code for a protein of 438 amino acids. The transcript is spliced from 4 exons.
GGCAGCGCCCACGAGACGCGAAGCGGGGUAGUUUUGUAGUAGUUGUUUACAUUGUGCCACCGUAGAAAAGACGCGUCCCAGGCGCUCGCACCGUCAGCGUGUGCAAGUUUUUCGCAUCAGUCGUCCCUCUUAUCGUAUCUUAUCAACGUCCCCAGCCCAUGUUUAUGAUUUACGCUUCAAAAAAGAGCUGCCGGACGGAGAACUUCGUCUCAUCACCAUGCCUGCCUAUUGCUCUGACGGCCGAAACGAUAUUCUUGGACGGCUGCUCUCUGAAGACGGAACCAUCAGGUACACGCCAAGACCAAGCGAAAGAGAUCACGAUGACAUUGUACCAGAGCCAUUACAUCACGCAGCACCGAGUCCGGCUAAUGAGUCGGGACAAGCUGUAGAAACACCACCAGAGCUAGCGUUUGAUCUGGGCCAUGUCACCGAUAAAUCUGUUCAAGUUCGGCUACUAACCUACCACGAAGCAUCUCAAGCAAAUGAAAAGAAAAUUCUGUCAACAAGUGCUACUCAAACAGAGCCUCAAGUUGUUUCUUCAGAUUCCCUGUCUUUUGCGUCUCUGGAACGGUCUUCUUCAUUGGAGCCUGUACGACCUCGACUGCAUUCCUGCCAGCAGUGCACCUAUGUGACACAUAAUAAGUCAUAUAUGAGCAGACACCUUCGGAUGCACAGAGGCGAACGCUCCUUCCAGUGCAACCUGUGUCCAGCUGCAUUCACUCAGAACUCCAACCUGGUGGCUCACAUGCGCAAUCACACAGGAGAGCGUCCCUUUUCCUGUGUCCACUGCAAUGCAUCCUAUACGCGGAAGCAUACCCUCUAUGUCCAUAUGCGCACUCACACAGGAGAGCGCCCCUUUUCCUGUGCCCACUGCAAGGCAUCCUUUUCGCGGAAAGACUACCUCAGUGACCACAUGCGCAUUCACACAGGAGAUCGUCCCUUUUCUUGUGUCCGCUGCAGUGCAUCGUUUUCGCGGAAAGACACCCUCAAUGGCCACAUGCGCACUCACAAUGGAGAGCGUCCAUUUUCCUGUGUCCACUGCAAUGCAUCGUUCGCGAUGGAAACCAGCCUCGUGACGCACAUGCGCAUUCACACAGGAGAACGUCCCUUCUCCUGCGUGCACUGCCAUGCAACCUUCGUGCAGAAAAAGAACCUCGUGAGACACGUCCGCAAGCACACAGGAGAGCGUUGCUUUUCCUGUGCCCACUGCAGUGCAUCGUUUGUGACUAAGCACUACCUUGUUCAGCACCUGCGCACUCACACAGGAGAGCGUCCUUUCGCCUGUGACCACUGCGAUGCAUCCUUUUUGCGGAAAGCGAGCCUCGUGAUGCACAUGCGCACUCACACAGGAGAGCGUCCCUUCUGCUGCGUCCACUGCAAUGCAUCAUUUUCGCGGAAAAACUGUCUCGUGAUGCACAUCCGUACUCACACAGGAGAGCGUCCCUACUCGUGCGUCCACUGCAGUGCAUCUUUUUCACAAAAACACCGGCUCACGCACCACAUGUCCAGCCGUCAUGAAAAGAAGAAGACAUAAAUGUGAGGGGCCUACGGGCUUACCUUAAAGAAAAGGAGGUGUGGCCGAGAGGGCAGAGUUUGUUGAUUAAAAGUUUGGUUUAAAGGGACUCUCCAGAGACUGUUCAGACCAAUGAGAAAGAUUAAGUCAUAGGGUUUUGUGCUGUCCUUUGUCGCAUCAAAGUACCUAAUGUUUAGAGGGUUGAUUUCAAAGUCCUUUUUUCACUGUUCGCUGGAGAACAUCCCAAAUGAAAACUGCAUCACAACAAUCAAUAAAAUAGUG